AUGGGACAUCGCACCCCGCCGGGGCCGGGGGUCGGGGGGUUUUCACCCCCUUUCCCCUCUUCCCCGAGGGAACCCAUCCGAAGCGUGCGACAAAAAGGUUUGCCACCGACCGGCCGCAAUGGGAGCAGGGGGGCAGAAACCCCUCACACCCAAAAAAGUACGGCAAGGCAGACCCCCACGCUCUGCCCGCCGCACGCCUACAAAAGCGAAAGAAAACGAAGCGGGGACCCGUUCGCGACGCAGCCCGCCGGGCCACGGUGGCUCGGUCCGCACCGGCCACGACAACUGAGGAAGGGGCGAGGCGCCGCCGCCUCGCCCGCGCCAUAUAUCUCUCUCGCCGGGGACAUUUUUCCCCGUCGCGUCCGGGUCCGCACGCGGGCAGGGGCCGGCCACCGCGGCCGGCCGCCACCCCUGAAACAAUUCCGCCCGCAAAGCGCGGGUCCCCGGCUUAAGGCCGAGGAAGGGGGACGAGGGCCACAACAACUCGGGGCGAGGGACGGGGUGCCGCCACCCCGGCCCCGCGAUUCCCGUCGGGCGACUUCUCCCGUCACCGAGCCCCUGGAGCGGCAAAAAGCGGGGCAAAGCCGAAGGCAAGGCCGCGCGCCCCACCGGGCGUCCCCCGCAGCCCCUUUCCGACACACGGCUCUCUCACACCUGGCAACAGCGGGUCGGGAGCGGGGAACGGGGCGCCGCCAGCCUCGGCCGACCGGGCAACCCGGUCUUCGGGACUCUCGGGGAAGGGCCGGGGCGGGGGGUAAAGCCUCGUACGGGGCUCGAACAACGACAGAGGCGCCCCCGGCCGACGUCUGCCCGCGGCUGCCGGCCACCGUGCCCCACCGAGACCGACAGCCGAAAAAAACCGCACCCCGCCGAGGGGGGCCCCGGCUUAAGGCCGAGCACAUGAGGGGGACGAGGCGCCGCCGCCUCGCCCGCCAGCCACCAGCGUUCGGUUUUUCCCCACCCCAGGGUCUACCCCGCCUGGGGGACAAGGGUACCCCUCUGAAGUUUGCCUCGUGUCCCGCCACCGGACCAGGCCUGUCGGCCGGCCCCGGCCCCGGCCCCGGCCCUGGGCGGACCCGGCCUCCCGGGGACGCCCGCCUGCCCGCCCCUGGGCUAGACCUGUUGGCCAGCCCCGGCCCCGGCCCCGGCCCCGGCCCCGGCCCUCGGACGGCUCUUGUGUCGGGGUGGCACAGGAACGCUUCGCCGGGAUCAAAAAUUCUCGGCCCAUCGGAUUUCUUUUCCUGCCUGCGCGGCCAGACGCCUCCCAGCCGAGCCGACGGGCAGCCCGCGGCCCGCGCCCGGCCCGCCGACGCGCUCGACCGGCAACGGGGCGUCCCCACCCCGCGGGGAGCAGAGACACGGCACCAGCCAGCAAGCCGCACCUCGGGGCGGACAGCGGGAGAAUGGAAGCAGGCGGAAGCGUGCGGUGGGACGCGGCUGGAAGCCGCCGGCCCCCCGCGUCACUGGACUCGAAUCGCCGGCAGAGGCGGCGGGCGGGCGGCCGCCUGCUCAUGCCGGCUCUCCGGCGGUCCGCGGAGGUCGUCGGCCCCGGGCCCGCCUCGUGCGGGCCCGGCACGGAACCGCCCUUCGCCGCCGGCUCCCGCGGCGCACCGCCUUCUGGGCUUUUCCCCGCCCCCGGUUGGCGACGCUUGCCGGGCGGCCCCGCCCUGCGACGUCACCCUGCCUGGCACCGCCUUCCGGGCUUUCCCCGCCCCCCUGCUGGGCGACAGCUGGGGCCGACGGCGGUGGCCCCGACCCACCCACGCCCCAGGCGGCUCCCCAAGCGGCCGGCCGCUCGGCACGGCGACAACGCCUGCGGGGGCUGAGGAGCGGGCCGACGGGGCCGCCGGCAGCUUGAGGCUUUCGCUCCGACGGCGCCUUCCUUCCCGCUCGCCCCCGGCCGGCCCCACUGAAGCCUGCAGGCAGACGGCAGCCCCGCUGAUCGAGCCAGCCAAGCAGAAAGCGAGAAGCGAAGGCGGCGAGGGGCUCAGGCCGAUAGGGGAGAGCCGCUCGACGCAUCGCACGGCGGCCCGCCGGCUGACAGCAGGUCAAACCAGCGGCCGGCCGACAGUCUACCCAGCCGCCGAAGGCCGCCGGCCGACAAAGGCCCCUCGCGUGCAACAGGUCUACCCAGUGGCCACCAGCCGCCGAGGGCGGCUCGCGUGCCCCUGGGUGCCACCCCAGGGGCCGCCAGCCGCCAACGGCCGCCGGCCGCCGAAGGCCGCUCGCGUGCCGCUGGGGCUCCACCCAAGAGGCCGCCAGCCGCCGCGGGCCGCUCGCGUGCCGCUGGGCGCCACCCCAGAGGCCGCCAAGGGCUGGGCCGGAGCCGCUCGCUCUUGGCGUGGCCAACGGGUGGACUUCCCCCGCUUCCACCAGCGCCCGCGCGCCGGGGAAGGGAAGCCCGCCGCCCGCCGCCGCCGCCGCCGCCGCCCUCGAGGCCAAGCCCCCGCCCCGCGUAUCGGGCCUGGGACCCGCGCGGAGGGAAGUCGAGGCCCCUCGCGGCCCGCGGCGGGGCCCCUCUCGGCCCGUCGCGGCACGCGGCUCCCACCCCCCAAGGAUUUGGGCUCGGCCGCGCGCUCCGGCCCCCGGACUCCGCGUAUCGGGCCUGGGACCCGCGCGGAGGAGAGCGCGAAGGCGCGGCGAGGGGGGGGGACGACCGCGCCGGCCCGGGCGCCCGCGCGCCCGCGCCGCCGGAGCCCCCUGUCGGCCCCGGGCCCGCCGCCGAGAGAGGCCUCGGUGGAGGAGGAGGAGGAGGUGGACGAGAGGAGGCGCCGCGCACGCGCGCGACGCCCCUGGCCCGGUCGGAGGAGGAGGAGGAGGACGGGGCUCCGGCCGGUCGGCCGGGCCCGAAAGCGACAAAAGCUUGUCGCCGGGUGCCCCACGAUCGUGCGGUACGCGGCGGGGGAGAGGCGGCGCCGCAUCCGUCCGCCCCUCCGGGCCCCGACCACGAGCGGCGCUCCGCACCGGGCCCGCCCGCCGGAGCGGGCGGGCGGCCGGCUAUCGCGAGCCCACCGAGGCUCCGGCGGCGCUGCGGUGUACCGCCCCAGUCAAACUCCCCACCUGCCGCUGUCCCCGGAGCGGGUCGCGGCCGGCGCGCGCCGGCCGCUUGGCGCCAGAAGCGAGAGCCCCCCUCGGGGCUCGCCCCCCCGCCUCACCGGUUCUAAGCCGGCUGCUAGGCGCCGGCCGAGGCGGGGCGCCGGCCCGGGGACCCCCCCCGGGGACCCUCCCCCGCGCGAACCGCGGGGCCCGACGCCGGCCGCGCGCGGCCUCCCGCGCGCGCGCCGCCCCCGCCGCCCGACCGCGCGCCGCGGGAACCCCGCCGGCGGCGAAGCCGACGGGGCGGCGGCGCCCGGCCCCGACGACGGCGACGGCGGCGACGGCGGCCGCCGCUGCUGGGGCGCCGGCCGCGGCAAGGCGGAGGGCGGGCGGAGGGGGGGGCGGGCGGCGCCCGCCGCAGCUGGGGCGAUCCACGGGAAGGGCCCGGCGCGCGUCCAGAGUCGCCGCCGCGCGCGCGCGCGCGCGCCCCCACCGGCGCGCCCGGGCAGGGCCGCGGCGGAGAGCGCACUCACCCGCGCGCGGCGCCUCGUCCAGCCGCGGCGCGCGCCCAGCCCCGCUUCGCGCCCCAGCCCGACCGACCCAGCCCUUAGAGCCAAUCCUUAUCCCGAAGUUACGGAUCCGGCUUGCCGACUUCCCUUACCUACAUUGUUCCAACAUGCCAGAGGCUGUUCACCUUGGAGACCUGCUGCGGAUAUGGGUACGGCCCGGCGCGAGACUUACACCCUCUCCCCCGGAUUUUCACGGGCCAGCGAGAGCUCACCGGACGCCGCCGGAACCGCGACGCUUUCCAAGGCGCGGGCCCCUCUCUCGGGGCGAACCCAUUCCAGGGCGCCCGGCCCUUCACAAAGAAAAGAGAACUCUCCCCGGGGCUCCCGCCGGCUUCUCCGGGAUCGGUUGCGUCGCCGCACUGGGCGCCUCGCGGCGCCCGUCUCCGCCACUCCGGAUUCGGGGAUCUGA
Molecule: messenger RNA, 4014 nt
Organism: Poecile atricapillus (Black-capped chickadee)
Lineage: Eukaryota; Metazoa; Chordata; Aves; Passeriformes; Paridae
Product: collagen alpha-1(I) chain-like
Exons: 11
Coding region: 1-4014 (1337 amino acids)
Molecular function (GO): transferase activity
Source: RefSeq, a predicted model, not a curated record